GAAGUGGCAGAGAGCUAGCCUGAAAUGCAGGAGGAUGUCCUGCAGCAGGACAUGGCAGCAGGAUGAAUCAGCCUCUGUAACUGGGCUCAGCCCCACCACAGGAGCCAACCAUGCAGAAAGAAACACCGCUCGCCAAUGCUGCGUUUUGGGCUGCAAGAAAAGGAAACCUGGCUCUCCUCCAGCUGCUGCUGAACAGCGGGCGAGUAGAUGUGGACUGCAAAGACAGUCUUGGCACAACAGCUCUGAUGGUCGCAUCUUACCAUGGCCACAUAGACUGCGUACGGGAAUUGGUGUUGCAAGGAGCAGAUAUCAACCUGCAGAGAGAGUCAGGUGCAACUGCUCUGUUCUUUGCUGCACAGCAAGGCCACAACGACGUGGUGAAGUUUCUCUUUGAAUUUGGUGCCUCCACUGAGUUUAAGAAUAAGGAUGGAGGUACUGCUCUUCUAGCUGCUUGUCAGUACGGGCACGCAAAGGUAGUGGAAACUCUGUUGAAGCACGGUGCCAACAUUCACGAUCAGCUUUACGAUGGAGCUUCUGCAAUUUUCUUGGCAGCGCAAGGAGGCUACCUGGAUGUCAUCCGAUUGCUCCUUUCUUCAGGAGCAAAGGUUAACCAGCCACGACAGGAUGGGACGGCGCCCCUGUGGAUCGCGUCGCAGAUGGGCCACAGCGAAGUGGUGCGAGUCAUGCUGCUGCGGGGAGCUGAGCGUGACGCCGCGCGGGAUGAUGGUACAACUGCUUUGCUGAAGGCUGCCAUUAAAGGGUACAACAAUGUGAUAGAAGAGCUACUUAAAUUCUCUCCCACCCUUGGUCUGCUGAAGAAUGGGACUUCUGCCCUCCAUGCGGCUGUUCUGAGCGGCAAUGUGAGGACGGUGGCGCUGCUGCUGGAAGCAGGAGCAGACCCGUGCCUGAGGAAUAAGGCCAACGAGCUGCCAGCAGAACUAACGAAAAAUGAACGCAUCCUCCGACUCCUUCGCACAAAGGAAAAGCAAAGGAAGAGCUAAUGCUGCCCUAUAGCAAAUGUGGUUUGACAGAGUUGUGCCCUGACAGCACUAUCGUGACAGUAAACCUAGGUUGCCCAAGAAGGUUUUUUUGGAACAGUUUGCCUGAUCAGCCUCUCCAGUAUAUGCUUGUGAACACGUGAGGCCCUUGCCAUGGAGUCGCCAUGCCCUUGGGCCUCCAUCUGGCAUCGCUGAACUCAGAAGGACCGCAACAGGAGUAGGGUUUGGCCUGAGAGCAGUGUUUGCCCUGCAGCCCUACCUAUACUCCAGGGUCCCCCCGGUGCCAGCACUGACCUUAGCUCCUCCACGCCUGCAGUGUACGCAUCCCCGCGCACCCUAGUGCUCCCGCUGUUUCGGAGAUGCGUCCCUGUACUGGCAUGGCCACACGCCUGCAAUGAGUGCCUUGGGGUGCACUCGUGGGUUGGGAGCACUCAACCCUUGUGCCAAAAGGACGCCCAGGUCUUGCAGCUGUUUGGAGUCAGCCGGUCCCCAUGGUGCUGCUGCCCUCCCUUUGGUGGCAGUGCUGGCUCUGCCGAUUCCUCUGUACCUCCAAGUGCCACGCAGGGCUACAGGUGACAUCCCGCCUAUAACAUACCAACAGGAAAAGUCCUCCUGCCAGUCCAGGGCUUUGAUAAGAAUUUUGUUUCUACAGUACAGAUGCUACACAAGUAAUCUAUGUUCUGCAUGCCCCCCUAUGUUACACUAUGUUUUGAUAUCCACAAGUACUAUGCAAUGCACUUGUUCCCAAAGUCUGUUGGCAGUAGUUAAGGGAGAAGUGCACAGUCGUACAGGUGUUUCAACAGCUGGUGAGAGGGUUACAUGUAGCCAUGCUCAAACAGGCCCACUAAUUAAUGCGGGUCUGGAAAAUGAACUCUCAGCAGCAAUUCUGGCCUUUGUUGUGGUUGAGAUGCUUAAAAUAAGACAUGCUACUAGUGUCUGUGUGGAGAAGACCGUGAAAAUUGUUAAGGUUUUGUAAAGAGCUAUGUUAUAACUAUGUUACUGUAAGAUGUUACAUCAAGACCCAGUCAUUUCUGCAGUAUAAGCAUAUACUAAGUCUUGUUAGCCACAAAUACAUUACAGAUCAUUUUACAUUGAGUCGAGGUAUAAGGUUAGUCAGUACAUAAAUCCAGGGACUUCAUCUGUCUUCAGACCUUGGCAAAUUGCUGAAAAAUUGCUUAAGAUGUUGAGGACAGAGAACAUUGAAAGGAGACACAAAAUGGUCUCUGCUUAGAAAAUAGCUGCCUGGGAUUCAGCUGAAUUGUUGCACUUUGCUUCAAUGAGUUUAAAAAAAAUAAAUUAGUGAGUUUGCACAAAUGAAUGUAGUUUACUGAGAGCAAAUUAGCCAUAUAUAUUGCCAAAUCAUAAAGUUAUUCUUCUUGUGAGUAAGUUAGAUAAGAAGUCAGGUUUCUGGUGAAGAGUACAGAAGUGGGCAUACCUUUGCUUGCAAGCUAAAAUUACUAUUUGAUUUCUAUUCAGCAUUGGAAAGAAAACCUUUAAAGUUUUCCAACAAUAUAAGACAACACCAGAAAAAUCUCUUUGUUUAGGUAAUUUAUGCUGUUGUACUUUUCAAUUAAAAAAAUGUUGUGCCUAACUGAAACUUGCAGACAAACCGGUACAGAACCAAAGAAUUAUGCAAGAUGUGCAGAGGAUGAUUGUAUCCAGGGUUCAGUCCUGUGAAAGACUCAAAAAUGCAGAAAUCUCAAGAGCCUUAUUGGGAAGUUAAUUUGCACAGCAUUUUAUGGGACUGGACUCUAAGUUCUUUAACAAGCAACGCUGAAGAGGAUAGGUUCAUCUGGAGCCCCCAGUGGGUCAAAGAUGAACAUUUUGCUUUGGAGAAAGCCAGAAGGACUUUAGGCAGCCCUGCCAUGAUACUGGUCUUUCUCCUGAAAGUUUCUUCAGAUCAACAGCUGGGAACAACCACACCAUUAAGAUAAAAGGCCCUUUCAUAGUUGUAAAGGAGGAGGAUAAUCAUGGAAGGCCUCCAGUAGCCAGCCAUUCUGGGUGAGCAAUAAAUACUAUCAGACAGGCUGUAAUGAUCGAUAUUCCUAAAAUGUGGAAGCAUCCACUGUUGGUGAGCAUCUCCUAUUUCUCUUGAUGUCAGAGUGUAGGGGAGAGGAUAGGGAAAACCAACAGUAACCCUGUGAUGGCUGAAGUGAACAAGCUGGGAGAGCAACCUGCAGCUGUCUAGCAUCUGCAGGCAGUCUCUCCUUUCUACCAGGAAUAUUUUCUUUUAUUGAGUAGUCUCACCCCAAAAGGGGCAGCUACUCAGUAAAAAGGGUUCUUGAACUAUGCCUGUCCAUGGGAAAAUGCUCCCCACCACUUAGAGCGGGACUUUGCAAGUCCUGUUUCCACCUUCCUCCAUGACUGGCUACCACGGCCUAGGUUCCAGUGCAACCAGUGAGGAACAUCUGGGAUGCCACAUCCCGUACGGGGUAUCUGCUGACCUCCUUCGGAGUAGAUACAGUCACCAGGUCCUCUUUCCUGAGUAAUGUUGGGCUAUAACAGGCUUUUUGUGUAUAAACAAUAUUUGAAAUGUGGAGCUGCCACGGGUUGAAGGGAGAGGCCUGCAGCUCCCAUUAAUGCUGGGUGUAGGACAUGCAGGCCUUGGACCAGCGGUGGAGAACUGGCAGCAAAGUCUUUCUCUGCCACAUUCAGGCUGAAGUUGAAUCUAGCUUCAGCAAAGACAUUGCUCAUCCAGCUUGGGAUUUUAAGCGUGGAGACCUUCCCGUUGGGAGCAUUUGUUUCGUCUCAGAGCCUCUGAGGAGAGGGCUGUUUGUGGCUUUGAGUUCCCAGUAACCAAAAGGUGCUUAUUCUACCUGUAGAUGGGCUUGGACAUUGCAAUACUGUUCCUCACCAUGCAAUUAACCUUUCCGCAAAGAAACCUUAAUAAAUAUUAGUAUUUAUGUAGCCAAUGUUAUCUUUAAAGUGCUCAGUAAACACUGCUGUGGUUUGUUUGUUGUUCUAAACUGGAAACCUGCUUUCCCUUCUUGGCUGAAGUGAUUUACUGAUACCAACAGUCGCUCUUGUUGUAGUGCCUUUUGUGCAAGGCUUUCAGAGUGCUCUGUGGAAGCUCCAAAACCUAUUAGGCAGGGAAAUAGAUGAUUUCAUUUACACACCAGUGAAGUGCAGCAACAGCUCAUCUCUUCGUGUUAAUGGGCAAGAGCAAAUUUAGAUUAGAAACUGAGGGACACCAAAUCUGCUUCCUAGAUGACAGGGUGAACUAGAAUGGGACAGGAUAACAGGCCCAAAUGUUUUCGUUUCAACAUCCAGGGGCCCAGCCUGCUGCUCUCUCCACCUGGGAUUUAUGCAGGUGCUGUGGGCCAGUGACUUCCCAGCAGCUCCAAGUGAGUACAAAGGAGGUGCAAGAACAAGCUGCACAGGAGUCGAGGAAAAGUAUAGAGCACCAUGCCUUUAUUUCACAUUUAUUUCACAAAUAAUUUCAUUAUUUGGAAAUGACACAAAAGGCAAUGUUGUACCCCUGACAUAAUGCCUCUUCUUGCACAUGCCGUUCUUGCCUUGCAGCGAAAUUGUCUCGCUGGUGAUCCUCCUCCCCUUGUUUAAACUAGAAGAGCCAAGAGGCUCUUCUAGAUUAGAGCACCUGAUCAAACAGCUGCAGGUGACAUUUAAUGCACUUUAACGAUUGUUUGUCUCAAAGUUGGAGCCUAAUCAGAAGAAUAAUUUCCAUUUUAUUCCACCAAUCACAGCAACUACUGGGAAAUCCGUAAGUAAACCAAAUUUCUUCUUGUCUUGGAAAUUUCAAAAUCGUUGUACUGAAAAUAGGGUAGCACAAAAACUGGCCCGUUUGUCCUCCCUUUAAUACAAACACAAUAGACAUAAAAUACUGCCUUUGUUUGGAACCCUUGUCAUUGUGCCACACUCCUUGAGUCAGUGGGUGGUGACAAAACAUUAACGUAUGCUAGGAAUGCAACCAAAGAUCAUACACACAGCUUUUUUCCAGCGAGGGAGUGAUGCACUGCACAUACAGGACUAAACAGAAUUGUGGCUUCUCACAGUAGCUCUGCAGAAGGUCCUUGCAAAUGUCAUGUUCAUACUUCCCUCAAUUCUGGUUUCUUUUGACCCUCCCUGUUAUGCAUUUCAUAAAACCUACACAAAUUUAUGUAUUUCAGUGUAAGAUUAAUAUUCUACAAUGGGAACAUUGCUUUGCUGAAACACAUUUUUCCAUACCAUCGUUUCAAUAAAAAUGAAUCUACUACUCA
Anas platyrhynchos (mallard) is the source of this 5215-nucleotide messenger RNA. RefSeq names its product ankyrin repeat domain 29 (gene ANKRD29). The record is from RefSeq and is a predicted model, not a curated record. NCBI's taxonomy places the organism in Eukaryota, Metazoa, Chordata, Aves, Anseriformes, Anatidae. Gene Ontology annotation, molecular function: protein binding.